AUGAAUUAUUCAAAUGCCCUCCGAAAUUUUUCAAAGAUAGCCUGCCCAUUUAUUAACAAUAAAUUCAUAGUUCCAUCUUCCUCUCAUAUUAGUAAAACCCUAAUUAAUCCGGCCACAGAAGAAUCACUUAUUCAGGUUGUAGAAGGAAUAUCAAGUGAUGUUGAUUUAGCUGUUAAAGCUGCAACAGAUGCUUUACAUUCAACAUCAUGGAUAUCAUUAAGUGGAGCUGAUAGAAGAAAUAUUUUACUAAAAAUAGCUGAUGGUAUCGAUAAAAAUUCAGAAGAAUUGGCUUUAAUUGAAUCUUUGAACGUUGGAAAACCUUUAAAAGAUGCUAAACUUGAAGUCUCCGAAUCUGCAGAAUGUUUUAGAUUUUUUGCAGGUUAUGCGGAUAAAUUAGCUGGUCACACCCUUUGUGUAGAUAAUAAAUAUAGAUUAUAUACCAUUAGAGAACCUGUUGGAGUAUGUGGAUUGAUAACAAGUUUUAAUUAUCCUUUAUUAUUAGCAUCAUGGAAAUUAGCACCAAGUUUAGCUUGUGGGAAUGCAAUUAUACUUAAACCAGCACCACAAACUCCAUUAACUACUUUAAUGUUAGCAAACAUAAUUUCUGCUGAAACAACAUUACCACCAGGUAUAAUUAAUGUAAUACCAGGAGAUGAAGUAGUUGGAAAGAGUAUCACUAAUCAUGAAGGAAUAGAUAAAUGUAGUUUUACAGGAUCAGAACAAGUUGGAAGAAAAGUCCUUUCCGCUUCUUCAUCAAGUAACUUGAAAAAAGUUACGCUUGAAUUAGGAGGUAAAAAUCCAAUGAUUGUUUUUUCUGAUGCUAAUGUAGAUAAAGCUGUUGAAGAUGUUUAUUGGGCUACUUUUUUAAAUUCUGGACAAAAUUGUAGUGCUGGUUCAAGAUUAUUUUUGGAAAAAGAUAUUCAUGAUGAAUUCAUAGAUAAAUUACGUAAAAGAAUUGAAAAGACUAAAAUGGGUAAUCCAUUAGAUGAAACCGUUGAUCUUGGUCCUUUAAUUGAUCGCACACAAUUUCAAAAUAUACAAAAAGUUAUUAAUGAUAAAAUUAUUGGAGGUAAAUUAUUAAUUGGCGGGAAAAGAUUUGGUGAUAUUGGAUUUUUCAUUGAACCUACUGUAUUUUAUAAUCUUGAUGAUUCUGAAUAUCUUUCUCAAGAAGAAAUAUUUGGUCCUGUAUUAAGUAUAUUAAAACCUUUUAAUACGAUUGAGGAAGUUAUUAAAAGAGCAAAUAAUACCAAAUUUGGUCUAGCCGCUGGUAUUUGGACAUGUAAUUAUUUAAAAGCUGAAAAGGUUGUAAAGGAAAUUAAAGUUGGUACCACUUGGGUAAAUUGCUAUAAUUUAGCUCCUCCUUGCUUACCUUUUGGUGGUAAUAAAUUAAGUGGUUUUGGCAAAGAAUUAGGAGAAGAAUCCAUUAAUGAAUUUAGCUUCAUAAAAUCUGUCACUUUUUCUUUAUAA
Rhizophagus irregularis DAOM 181602=DAOM 197198 is the source of this 1467-nucleotide messenger RNA. RefSeq lists its product as uncharacterized. The record is from RefSeq and is a predicted model, not a curated record. Gene Ontology annotation, molecular function: aldehyde dehydrogenase (NAD+) activity. NCBI's taxonomy places the organism in Eukaryota, Fungi, Glomeromycota, Glomeromycetes, Glomerales, Glomeraceae.